AUGAUUUCUCUUGCAACCCAACGGUCCGCCGUCUCGUCCUCGUCUUCCUACCCGCCCAACUACGCCUGUCCCGAAGACUGCACCUGUACCAACAUGCCCGUCUCGGACGGUGAAGACGAUUACUCGGACGACGAAAUGGACGUUGACCUCGGCGAUGCGGUGGACAUGCCCACCUUUAGCCAGAUCCUAGAAAUGGACGAGCCUGGUGACCGCGAAUUCUCUUCUUCCAUCGUCUUCGGCUUCUUUGACCAGGUCGAAGAGACCUUUGCGUCCAUGGACAAGGCUGUGGAGGCCAAGAACUUGGAGGAGCUUUCCUCGCUCGGCCAUUUCCUCAAGGGCUCUUCGGCUACCCUUGGCCUCGUCCGUGUACGCGACGGCUGCGAAAAGAUUCAGCGCUUCGGGAAGCUCGAGAACGAGGACGGCUCAGCAGAACCCAACGCCGAUCUGUGUCUCGACCGCAUCAAGGAGGCCCUAGCCACGGUCAAGACGGACUACCAGGAUGCCGAAAUACGUCUGCGCAAAUUUUACGAGGCCGAAGAUGCCUAA
Molecule: messenger RNA, 546 nt
Organism: Akanthomyces muscarius
Lineage: Eukaryota; Fungi; Ascomycota; Sordariomycetes; Hypocreales; Cordycipitaceae
Exons: 3
Coding region: 1-546 (181 amino acids)
Biological process (GO): phosphorylation; phosphorelay signal transduction system
Cellular component (GO): cytoplasm; nucleus
Molecular function (GO): protein histidine kinase binding; histidine phosphotransfer kinase activity
Source: RefSeq, a predicted model, not a curated record